Phyllostomus hastatus (greater spear-nosed bat) is the source of this 941-nucleotide messenger RNA. It is a transcript of the gene KLK15, whose product is annotated as kallikrein related peptidase 15. The record is from RefSeq and is a predicted model, not a curated record. Bases 168 to 941 code for a protein of 257 amino acids. The transcript has 6 exons. NCBI's taxonomy places the organism in Eukaryota, Metazoa, Chordata, Mammalia, Chiroptera, Phyllostomidae. Gene Ontology annotation, molecular function: serine-type endopeptidase activity. Gene Ontology annotation, biological process: proteolysis.
GUGGAGAAGUCACUGCUGUCCUCUAAAGCGUGGCUGGGGGCUGGGACUUUAUUCUGGGAGCACUACCACGCACCAGGGCUGUGAGCAGGAGCGGGGCGUGGCGAACUCCAGGUGUAGAAAGACCCUGUGAGGUCAGACUUCGGCACAGCCCUGGUCCCUCCUCCGCGAUGUGGCUUCUCGUCUUUGCUUUCUUGCUGAGGUUGGCAGCGGCCCAGGAUGGCGGCAGCGACCCGUCCGAGGGAGGUGAGGAGUGCGUGCCCCACUCCCAGCCUUGGCAAGUGGCCCUCUUUGAACGUGGACGUUUUAACUGUGGCGCUUCCCUCAUUUCCCCAUACUGGGUGCUGUCUGCAGCCCACUGCCAAACGCGCAACAUGAGGGUGCGCCUGGGCGAGCACAAUCUGCGCAAGCGCGACGGCGCAGAGCAGCUGCGGACUGUGUCUCGCCUCGUCCCACACCCGCGCUACGAAGCACGCACCCAUCUCCACGACCUCAUGCUGGUGCGUCUACGACGGCCUGCGCGCCUCUCCCGGCAAGUGCGCCCCGUGUCGCUGCCCAAGCGCUGCCCCCAGACCGGCGAGUCCUGCGUGGUGUCCGGCUGGGGCCUGGUGUCUGACAUUGAGCCUGGGACCAUAGGAAGCCGACAGUCACCAGUGAACCUCCCAGAUGCGUUGCACUGUGCCAACAUCAGCAUUAUCUCGGCGGAAUCUUGCAGCAAGGACUAUCCGGGGCACCUGAGGAACACCAUGGUGUGCGCAGGCGUGCGAGGCGGAGGCACCAACUCCUGCGAGGGAGACUCCGGGGGACCCCUGGUCUGUGGAGGCGUCCUACAGGGCAUUGUGUCCUGGGGGGAUGUCCCUUGUGACAGUACCGCCAAGCCUGGUGUCUACACCAAAGUGUGCAGCUACUUGCAGUGGAUCAGGGACACCACCAAGAGGAACUGA